AUGACGCGAACCGCUCCCAACUGGGGCCCCAAGAGGCUGCUGGCCCUGGCCACCACCUUUGCUACUACCACCCUCGCCAACUCGAUUCUCAAGACCAGCAGUUUCACCACCUGCGGCGACGAAUCCGCCAUAUCCGUGCAGAAGAUCGACAUUCAGUACAAUAACGACGACAAGACCGUCACCUUCGACGUAGCAGGAACGAGCUCCAAGGUCCAGAAUGUAACUGCUGUUUUGGAUGUCAAGGCCUAUGGAAUCGAUAUCUACUCUAACAGCUUCAACCCUUGCGAUUCUGGUACUUUCGUCGAGCAGCUUUGUCCUGUUCCCGCCGGAACUUUCGGUGCCCGUGGCACCCAGAAAAUCCCUGAGCAGUACGCCAACAUGGUUCCCGCCAUUGCCUUCCAAUUUCCCGACAUUGCUGCUCAGGCCAAGCUGCAGCUCAAGACCCUCGACACGAAUCAAGAGGUCGCCUGUAUUCAGUCUCAAGUCACCAAUGGCAAGACUGCUAGCGUGCCCGCCGUUUCUUACAUCUCGGCUGGUGUUGCCGGUCUUGCUCUCGUCGCCACGGGUGUCUCCGCCGUCAGCUCUGCCUUCGCUGGAGGCAGCGCGGCUCUUAGCAGCGGCCAUGCCGCCGGUGCCGGUACCAUGAGUCCCAGUUUCACUGAGGUUGCCGGUUGGUUCCAGGGCAUGGCCAUGAACGGCAUGCUUUCCGUCAACUACCCUCCCGUUUACCGAAGCUUCACCAAGAACUUUGCCUUCUCCACCGGCAUCAUCCCCUGGACCGACAUGCAGAUCGCCAUUGACAACUUUCGCGGAAUGACUGGCGGUGACCUCACCAAGGACAGCGUUGAGAUCCUGAAGAACAGCACCCUUGUUCUUGGUGAUGGCUCGACUAUUGACGGCAACAGCACCUUCUUCAAGGCCAAGCGCGCCCUGGAUACCGUCGGCACCCUCCUUGCCAGAGAGAUCGAGACCAGCGUUAACGGAACCACCAGUGGCGACGCCGGCGAUGAUCCCAUGAGCACCAUCAAGAAGCAGGUCCAGGGUAUCACUGCCUUCGUCAACACCCUCAGUGUUCCCAAGUCCAACACCUUUAUGACCGUCCUCCUCAUUGUCGCCAUCGUCAUCGCCGCUAUCAUUGUAGGAAUUCUUCUUGUCAAGGUCAUCCUCGAGUUCUGGGCGCUGUUUGGUAACUUCCCGAAGAGCCUUACUGGUUUCCGUGAGCAUUACUGGGGCUCCAUUGCCCGUGCCAUUACUCAGCUCAUCCUGCUGCUUUAUGGCAUCUGGGUCUUGUAUUGCAUUUUCCAGUUCACCAAUGGAGAUUCAUGGGCUGCCAAGGUUUUGGCCGGUGUCAGUCUGGGUGUCUUCACGGCCAUCCUCGCCUUCUUCUCCUACAAGAUCUGGAGCACCGCUCGCAAACUGAAGCAGGCCGAGGGAGACGUGAACGGCCUGUACGACGACAAGACCAACUGGAUGAAGUACAGUCUCUUUUACGAGUCCUACAAGAAGAGCUACUGGUGGGUCUUCAUCCCCGUUAUCAUCUACAUGUUCGCCAAGGGCACCAUCCUUGCCGCUGGCGACGGCCACGGCAUGGCUCAGACUUCUGCUCAACUCAUCGUCGAGGGUAUUAUGCUCAUUAUCUUGCUCUGGAGCCGCCCCUUUGAGCGCAAGUCCGGCAACGUCAUCAACAUCGCCAUCCAGGUCGUCCGUGUCCUCUCCGUUGCGUGUAUUUUGGUCUUUGUCGAGGAGUUUGGCAUCGCCCAGACCACUCAGAACGUCACCGGUGUUGUCCUUAUUGCCGUUCAGUCAGCUCUUACUGGUGUUUUGGCACUGCUCAUUGUCUGGAACGCCAUCAACGCUUGCAUCAAGGAGAACCCUCACCGCAAGCGCAGAAAGGAGAUGGAAAAGAUGCAGCGUGACAUGGAUACUCUCACUCCCCUCGACGCCCGCAACUCCCUCCUCAUGGACCGCAAGGACGCUGAGCACGGUCAUGGCACCACCUUCUCCAUGAGCAGCGUCCCCGAGAAGGGCAUCCGCUCCGAGUCCCCCAGCCACUAUGGCGCCGCCGGCCAUACCCCUUACCAACCACUAGCACCCAACACACCUUACAACGGCAACCCUGACCAGAGCAGAGAGAACCUCGUGCUCGGCGCGGCGCCAAUCGCCGACAGGAAGCCCACGCUGCCCAACGUGGGUGGUGACUAUCACAACGUUGGAUACGGUGGUAGCAAUGGGUACCGGGGAGUGUAUCACUAA
Messenger RNA from Colletotrichum truncatum, 2253 nucleotides. Its product is annotated as transient receptor potential domain containing protein. Lineage: Eukaryota; Fungi; Ascomycota; Sordariomycetes; Glomerellales; Glomerellaceae. Gene Ontology annotation, cellular component: membrane. The record is from RefSeq and is a predicted model, not a curated record. Gene Ontology annotation, biological process: fungal-type cell wall biogenesis; transmembrane transport.